Molecule: messenger RNA, 1130 nt
Organism: Xenopus tropicalis (tropical clawed frog)
Lineage: Eukaryota; Metazoa; Chordata; Amphibia; Anura; Pipidae
Exons: 4
Coding region: 43-960 (305 amino acids)
Source: RefSeq, a predicted model, not a curated record
ACCUCGGGGCACAGACAGGGAGUCAGGUCACCGGGAAGGAAAAUGAAUACAAUCCCUGAGCUGACUUGUUAUAUUAAUAACUACAGCCUUAAUGACUGUCCCACUCCAAAGGGCAACCAGGUCUACGACCGGGUCCUCCUCCAGCUCUUUGGGUUCUUGGGACACGGCAAAUCCUCCUUCAUCAACACCUGCAAGUACGUCUUGGAAGAUGGCGACUACCAGAACUAUACAGACUCCAAAAAAUCAGAAGGCGGCGACACUAAAACCAGAGUAACGUAUCCGCUGACCAACACCCUGACGCUGGUGGACAACCGCGGCUGCUCAGUGAUGAACGAUUAUGAGACAGCGGAAGUAUUUGCUCAGCUUGCCAAUUUAUUGCCCCUGGAUCAGGGAGUGGAGUGGAGCAGAGGAUUUGGACUCGCAGAAAGAAUUGUGGAGGCUGAGAAAUUUGUAAAAUCAUCUGACUUUAUAUUCCCUAUUUUUGUCUACAGUGUAACGAAAAACAUUUCUGAUGAAGAAAUUCCAGAGAUCAAAAUGUUGCUUGAAACAGCCAGAGACCUGACAGAGAUCUUUCCUGUUGUGGUUCUGACCCAUAAGACCUGUGGGAAUCUGAGAGAAAUGAAGGACACGUUUGAAAACAUAGGGGCGGAGCGAGUCUUUGCCCUUGAUAAUUUCACCCCAGAAGAUCACAUCAAAACCAGAGGGAGGCACGAGGAGGUGCUGAAGUUCUUCUGCGAAAUUAUCAAAGAUAUAGAGUUUCGCUUGGACAGAAUGGGGGAUCCGGAGAAAAAGAGACAAGAAAGGAAGAAAAAAUUACUCAAGUUCAUUCAUGAGCGGGAAAUUAAAAAGGGAGAGGAGGAGCUGGAACUGCAGAAAAUGAAGGAACAAAGGAUGAAGAGAGAAAUGGAGGAAAUGCAAAGAAAGAUACAGGAGCAGAAUAAGGGUUGCAAUGUAUCCUAAACCCAAUGACUUUUUCUUCCAAUUAAGAAUGAGUUCACACUACAUACUUUUUUUUUUCCAUUUUAUAAAAAUGUUUAUUGGGGAUUUUAGAACAUAUACAGAGAUAAAUACUUUUUUUCCAACAAACUUGUAACAACAUGGUCUUACUAAAUAAACUGGUUUUUGCCAAA